UGUCAUAAGCCUUCAUCCAGUCCAGGGGGACAGGAUCGCGGCUCUGUCAGUGUCUUUCCCCGUUCUUGAGCGCCCUGCGAUGCGGUGCUGAGCAGGUGUGAGCAUCGUGAGGGACGGACGCACGGACGCAUUUGCCCGCUACGUAAGGAAAACCAGGCCAUCCUGCUAAUGUUCCUUCAGAUGAGCUUCUAGCUAUAACCCCACCAGGUGGUUCUCACUUCAGCAUCAUGCUGCACCUCAUCCUGCUCCCCCAUCUCCUGGUCCUGUCACUCUCCCCUGCAGAUGCAUCAGUGCCUGGGGAGGUACCUGACUUUUAUGGAGACGAAGCCACAGGUUACGGGCCUGUGUUUGAGGAGCAGCCGGUGAAUACCAUCUACCCCGAGGAGGCUCCUGAGGCCAAAAUCAUCAUGAACUGCCGGGCUCGAGCCAAUCCACCUGCCACAUACAAGUGGAAGCUGAACAACGUGCUAAUUGAUCUGAAUGAAGAAGGCAGCCACUACAGUUUAGUAGGGGGCAACCUGGUCAUCAGCAACCCCAUUAAAACCACACAUGAAGGAAAAUACAGCUGUUUGGCUACUAACACGCAUGGCACGGUCGUCAGCCAAGAGGGCUUGGUACAGUUCGGAUACCUUGAUCUGUUCUCGUCAGAGGAGAGGGAGUCAGUGAAAGUCAAAGAGGGACAGGGGGCAGUGUUGCUGUGUGCCCCGCCAGCACAUCAUCCAGCUGAGUUGUCAUUUCGAUGGAUCCUCAAUGAAUUCCCCACCUUCAUCCCGCUGGACAGCAGGCGUUUUGUGUCACAGAAAACUGGUAACCUCUAUAUUUCCAAAGUGGAUUCCUCAGACACUGGAAAUUACUCCUGCAUUGUGUCCAGCCCGUCCAUUUCCAAGAGUGUUUUCUCCAACUACAUCCCCCUAGUGCCUCUGACUGAACGUUCCAUCAGGAAAUACCCUGCUGACCUCAAAGUCAAGUUCCCAAACACCACUGCUCUGGUGGGGCAGAAUAUCACCUUGGAAUGCUUUGCCUUGGGGAACCCUGUCCCUGAAAUCCACUGGAAGAAGAAAGGUGGAACCCUGCCAUUCAGUCAUGAGGUGCGGAUGUCAGGGGCUCAGCUGCACCUGUACAACGUGCUGUUUGAAGAUGGCGGCAUCUAUGAGUGUGAGGCAGUGAACUCAAGAGGAAAGGACUUUCACAGUGCACGCUUGUCUGUAGAAGCUUUUCCUGAGUGGGUGGAUCACAUCAGCAGCACAGAGGAAGACCUCAAUAGCGAGUACACUAUGUCCUGCAGAGCCAGUGGCAAACCUAAACCGCAUAUCCGCUGGCUGAAAAAUGGAGAACCGACUCUUGUUAUUUUCCACAGUUGGACAGUCAGCAUCUUGACUUUUGACGAUUCAGGGAUGUACCAGUGCAUAGCAGAGAAUCCCCAUGGCGUCAUCUAUGCCAAUGCAGAGCUGCGUGUGUUUGCCUGUGCUCCCACAUUUGAACACAACCCAGUGAAAACAGUCCUGGCAGCUAAAAAUGGCCGGGCAGUGAUCGAAUGUCGACCCAAAGCAUCUCCAAAACCUACCUUCUCCUGGAGCAAAGACACUGAGUUGCUUUCUAACUCUACCAGGUUGUUCAUCUGGGAGGAUGGGCGCCUGGAGAUACUCAACGUAACGGAAGCAGAUGAAGGCAGUUACACCUGCUUUGUGGAGAAUGACUGGGGCAAGGCCAAAAGCACGGGCUCUCUGGAGGUUAAAGAUUCCACAGAGAUCACUUUGGCACCAUCCGAUGCUAAUGUCACAGUUGGCGAAAAUGUUCAGAUGCAGUGUAAUGCUUCACAUGACCCCCAUCUAGACAUCACCUUCAUCUGGUCCCUGGAUGGUCAGGUCAUUGACCUGCACAAGGACAGACAAUAUUAUGAACGCACACUGAAUGGAAGCUCAAACGGCGAGCUGCUGAUUAAAAACACCCAGCUGAAACAUGCUGGAUGCUACACCUGCACUGCGCAGACCCCUGUUGACAAUGUUACUGCCUCCGCCCACCUGGUUGUCAGGGGUCCCCCCGGUGCGCCAGGUGGGGUGCGAGUGACAAAUAAAACUGACAAGAAUGUAACGUUGCAAUGGAGCCAUGGAGCAAACAACCACAGCCCCAUCUCCAAAUAUACCAUCCAGUACAGGGAUUCCUUCUCAAAGGAUGUCUGGAAGAAUGCCACUACAUUUCCUGCAGACAUAGAGGGGACUGCAGACACAGCCACGGUGGUGGACUUGUCCCCCUGGACGGAAUAUGAGUUCAGGGUGAUUGCCACCAACACUCUGGGGACAGGAGAACCAAGCAGCCCGUCGCCUAAAGACAAAAGCCUGGAAGCAAGUCCUGUGGUGGCGCCCUCGGACGUCGGCGGGGGUGGAGGGGCUAGCAGAGAACUGAUCAUCACUUGGACGCCUGUACAGCCACAGUACUACUACGGGCCUAAUUUUGGCUACAUUGUAGCCUUCAAACCUAAAGAUGACUACGAGUGGAUGAUAGUGACAAUAGCUGACCCACAGGUCAACCGCUACGUCCACAAAGACUCCUCUAUCCCUCUGUCAACAAAGUUUGAAGUCAAAGUCAAAGCGUUCAACAGCAAAGGAGAGGGACCGUACAGCCAAGAAGCCAUCAUUUACUCUGCAGGGGAAGCUAUAUCAGAGGCUCCUCUAGGUGUCGACGGCAAAGCUCUCUCUGCCACAGAAGCCUUCGUGUGGUGGCAGCCACUUUCACAGAGCAAUGUAGAUCAAUACGAGGUGACGUACUGGAGGAAUCUGGAAGAGAGUGAAAGUGAUGCCCAGAAGGCGGAGGUGCCCAGCAGGGACAACCACACCAGGCUGGUGGGUAUGAAACCUGACACCCAAUACCUUAUUAAAGUGCGGGGCUCCAACUCUGCAGGACCUGGGCCACCCAGCGACCACCUCCUGAUUCACACCAAGAAAGCCCCUCCAAGUCAAGCCCCCAAAAUAUUAGGUCCAAAGUUCAAGGGGAAGUCAGUAAUGGUUUCCUGGGAACAUGUGGUAGCACUGAAUAAUGAGUCACAGAUAGAUGGUUACAAAGUGCUGUGCAGACAGCAGGGGCACCCCAAUGGCACUCUGUACAUGACCAGUAAGCGCUACAUAGACCUUCGUCUGAUACCAGAUGUGGACUAUGUGGUGGAGGUCCGGGCGUACACAGAGGGAGGAGAUGGGGCUGUGGCAAAAAUCAAAAUCACAGGUGGAGCUAUCAUGGCUGCCCAGUCUCUCAGUGUACUCCCCCUGCUCCUGAUAGCUCUCCUCUGCCUCAACCUCUGAAUGUAGCACCAUCUUUGUCUUCGCUUUCCAUGAAGAAGACUAUGGUUGAUGCCUAUAAGGACUUUGAGACUCUUUCCACAAUCGUUUGGUUCUUCCCUGUAAACUGAGAUCUCAUAUUCCAACUCUGCCCCUCUGGAAGAUGUUUGUGGAAAAGGAUGCAAAUGGAAAAAUUGGAAAUGGACAAAGACAUCCCUUAUUUAUCCACAGAAAGGCUCUCCGGAGGACUGUCAACUUUUUAAAUAUGCCUUAUAUAAAUAUCUGCACUUAUCUUUCACAGUAACCUGUUUUAAACUUGAUUGUGACUGAAAGAGUGAACAUUGCAUAGGUUGGCUGUUUAACAUCAUUAAACAUAAUGAAGCCAACCUCUCUGAUGUAGAUCAAACUGCUAUGUGUUUAUGUCUGUCAAGUGUAAACUUCAUUUGGUCUGUGAGGUUCUGAAAAAUCUAUCCAACAUUCCAUAGUUGAAGGUAAACAUGUAGCUGUGAAGGACAAGUGUACGGGUUUACUUCUUUGUCAUUCUUUACUUGAGGUCCAGUGACAUUUUCUUUCUAAAAUGAAGCACAUCUUCUGUGACAAAGAUACAGUUAAAUCAAAUCUCAACCUCUCGCAUACCUGAUUUUAUUAACAAGCAUCUAAGAAAAGAGCAAUUUAUUUAUGUCAUGCUGAAAUAAUAUAUCCAGUUACUGAUCUUGUUUUCUAAUAUACUAUUGAUGUUAUCUGAAGAAAACUAGAUUGGUUUGACCUGCAGUCAGUGCUUUUUUUUCCAAAUCAUAACAUGAACUUUAUUAACAGACCACCACUUUCAAAAUGUGCGCACGAUGACUUUGUUACAUGGAACAAAACAUUGAAAUGGUUCAAGAGCGUUUGGGUGUUUAGGCACCUGGAUUCAAAGCUGAAUAUAAAGCAAACCACACCAGCAGGAGGUGAACUAAACAACAUUUCAAAAACAAAGUGUACAAAGCAAAAUUGAAGCCGGUGUGUAACAGUGGUCAUUUUGAUUGCUUGCCACCUCUAGUUAUGUUUGUACAUCUGUGCAGUGAUCAAGGCUUCGCCACAACGUCUGGGUCAUUGUUGAAUCCAAUGAUGAAAACUGCUCCAUGUAAGUGACCGAAACCUAAACAAAAAAUACUUUUAUUUCGACUGUAUCACUUAGAUCUCAGUGGUACCAGCAGGUGCUUUGUAAAGAAUGUUUCCAUUUUGUUUAGUGUAAACCUUUUCAUUUCUUCUCCUUUGCUUAUGGCUUUGUGUGAGAGUCACUAUUAACAGUUGCGGUGAACAGUAGCGACGCUCAUACCCUCCAAUAAUUGUGCAAUGUCUGGUUCAUCUGUGGCCACUUUAUAUUUUCUAACUAGACAACUUGCCUAGCUCCUAUAAUUUAGUAUAUUUAAUUUGGCAUUAUCUGUUAUAAACACAAGAUAAGCAAAGCCAUCCUUGUCAGCAGUAUGAGCACAUCAAAAGCUCAAUAUUAUUUCCACUGAAUUGUUUGUCUUUUUAUUAACAUGUAAUCAGAGAUAUAUAAUCAUUAUCAACUGUUGUCAUUUUCCUUUAUGGUUCUUAUAUUUGUAUGUCUUCACCCACCUCUGGUCAGACAAGUUCAUUUCCUUUGAGUGGAGGAACAAAUGCUUUGUUUUGAUUUCCUCUGAUUCACUUGAUACUGGCCAUGGCCAUUAUGACUAUAUCAACAUCCACCACAAAGUGCUUUUCCCAGUUUUCCUUCAUGCAACAAAUCGUGGAAAGAGUUGCCAAAUGCAUGAAUGCCUUGAACUUUGACACUCUGGACAAAGUGGUGGCUCUACAUUGUAACGUGCAUGACAUUGGAGACAAAGUGGCUCAUUACUUUGCAACAAAUCGACAUCAUAGCAGCUUUUCAACCCCUCAGCUUCAUAUGAAAUACAUUCCAUUACUGAGUGACAUCCCUUUACGUCAGAGGCAGUGUAGAUCUAAGCCUAAUGUGUGCAUUAGCUGCUAAGCUUCAUAAAGCCAGUCAUCUCAUAUGAAGUUUUGGGGAGAGAGGUUUUUACACUGACUAAAAGAAUCUCACUCAUAAAAGCACAGAAAUGGUUCUGUAAGUCUCGCACACAAGAUGGUUGGGAUUUGAUAACAACACUGGUGGUUGUGGCGGCAUGUUUGGCUGUUUACUGAAGUUCAGUGUGGGAUGAAACUGGAAACUCUCUGGAACAAUAAAGGUGUAGUUAACUAUUAAA
Molecule: messenger RNA, 5497 nt
Organism: Monopterus albus (swamp eel)
Lineage: Eukaryota; Metazoa; Chordata; Actinopteri; Synbranchiformes; Synbranchidae
Gene: cntn1a
Product: contactin 1a
Exons: 24
Coding region: 228-3293 (1021 amino acids)
Biological process (GO): cell-cell adhesion; brain development; axon guidance
Cellular component (GO): axon; plasma membrane
Molecular function (GO): cell-cell adhesion mediator activity
Source: RefSeq, a predicted model, not a curated record